Messenger RNA from Alternaria ethzedia, 1200 nucleotides. RefSeq names its product RNA helicase (gene FAL1). The record is from RefSeq and is a predicted model, not a curated record. The coding region runs from base 1 to 1200 and encodes 399 amino acids. Gene Ontology annotation, cellular component: catalytic step 2 spliceosome; nucleolus. Lineage: Eukaryota; Fungi; Ascomycota; Dothideomycetes; Pleosporales; Pleosporaceae. Gene Ontology annotation, molecular function: mRNA binding; RNA helicase activity; ATP binding. The transcript is spliced from 3 exons.
AUGGCGGACGGAAUCGACCGAAAUGCGGACGACAAGAUCGAGUUCUCCACCUCCAAGGAGGUCACGGUCGCGCCUACCUUCGAGGCCAUGCACCUGAAGGAGAACCUGCUACGCGGUAUCUACGCCUACGGAUACGAGUCGCCCUCAGCUGUGCAGUCGCGCGCCAUCGUUCAGAUCUGCAAAGGUCGCGACACCAUCGCUCAGGCGCAGUCCGGAACAGGAAAGACCGCGACUUUCUCCAUCUCCAUCCUCCAGGUCAUCGACACGGCUGUGCGCGAGACACAGGCACUCGUACUAUCACCCACUCGCGAACUUGCGACCCAGAUCCAGCAGGUUAUCAUGGGUCUCGGCGAUUACAUGAACGUGCAAUGCCACCCUUGCGUCGGAGGAACAAACGUCGGCGAGGACAUCCGCAAGCUCGACUAUGGUCAGCACGUUGUCUCUGGAACCCCAGGACGUGUAGCCGACAUGAUUCGCCGCCGCAACCUCCGCACACGCAACAUCAAGAUGCUCGUUCUCGAUGAAGCCGACGAGCUCCUCAACCGAGGUUUCCGCGAGCAAAUCUACGAUGUCUACCGCUACCUCCCACCUGCCACCCAAGUUGUUGUCGUUUCAGCCACCCUCCCAUACGAUGUGCUCGAGAUGACAACCAAGUUCAUGACGGACCCCGUGCGCAUUCUGGUUAAGCGCGACGAAUUGACGCUAGAGGGCCUCAAGCAAUACUUUAUCGCUAUCGAGAAGGAAGAGUGGAAAUUCGACACCCUGUGCGAUCUCUACGACACGCUCACCAUCACACAAGCAGUUAUCUUCUGCAACACGCGCCGCAAGGUUGACUGGUUGACGGACAAGAUGCGCGACGCCAACUUCACUGUAUCCUCUAUGCACGGAGAGAUGCCGCAGAAGGAGCGAGACAGCAUUAUGGCCGACUUCCGUCAGGCCAACUCUCGCGUGCUCAUCUCGACCGAUGUGUGGGCGCGUGGCAUUGACGUGCAACAAGUGUCGCUCGUCAUCAACUACGAUCUGCCAUCGAACCGUGAGAACUACAUCCACAGGAUUGGUCGAAGUGGACGAUUCGGACGCAAGGGUGUAGCCAUCAACUUUGUCACUCAAGAUGACGUCCGCAUCCUCCGUGACAUUGAGUUGUACUACUCUACCCAGAUCGACGAAAUGCCCAUGAACGUUGCCGACCUCCUCGCGUAG